Messenger RNA from Coregonus clupeaformis (lake whitefish), 4326 nucleotides. RefSeq lists its product as uncharacterized. The transcript is spliced from 2 exons. Lineage: Eukaryota; Metazoa; Chordata; Actinopteri; Salmoniformes; Salmonidae. The record is from RefSeq and is a predicted model, not a curated record. The coding region runs from base 1585 to 2946 and encodes 453 amino acids.
CACAAAAGGGUCAGCAGCACAUCUACUAAAUAGAUCUAGUAGAUUAGAUACCAUAGCUAUAAUGUGUGACCCUUUAAGACAAAAUGUUGCUUUAAAACAGCUGUUGUGAUAUCUAAAUGUAUAUGUUUAUGUUUACUUUACAGUAUAUGUCACAGGUUCUUCACAGCGUUUACAGUAUAUGUCACAGGUUCUUCACAGCGUUUACAGUAUAUGUCACGGGUUCUUCACAGCGUUUACAGUAUAUGUCACGGGUUCUUCACAGCGUUUACAGUAUAUGUCACAGGUUCUUCACAGCGUUUACAGUAUAUGUCACAGGUUCUUCACAGCGUUUACAGUAUAUGUCACGGGUUCUUCACAGCGUUUACAGUAUAUGUCACGGGUUCUUCACAGCGUUUACAGUAUAUGUCACGGGUUCUUCACAGCGUUUACAGUAUAUGUCACAGGUUCUUCACAGCGUUUACAGUAUAUGUCACGGGUUCUUCACAGUGUUUACAGUAUAUGUCAAGGGUUCUUCACAGCGUUUACAGUAUAUGUCACGGGUUCUUCACAGCGUUUACAGUAUAUGUCACGGGUUCUUCACAGCGUUUACAGUAUAUGUCACGGGUUCUUCACAGCGUUUACAGUAUAUGUCACGGGUUCUUCACAGCGUUUACAGUAUAUGUCACAGGUUCUUCACAGCGUUUACAGUAUAUGUCACAGGUUCUUCACAGCGUUUACAGUAUAUGUCACGGGUUUUUCACAGCAUUUACAGUAUAUGUCACAGGUUUUUCACAGCGUUUACAGUAUAUGUCACGGGUACUUCACAGCGUUUACAGUAUAUGUCACAGGUUCUUCACAGCGUUUACAGUAUAUGUCACGGGUUCUUCACAGCGUUUACAGUAUAUGUCACAGGUUCUUCACAGCGUUUACAGUAUAUGUCACGGGUUUUCACAGCGUUUACAGUAUAUGUUACGGAUUCUUCACAGCGUUUACAGUAUAUGUCACAGGUUCUUCACAGCGUUUACAGUAUAUGUCACGGGUUUUCACAGCGUUUACAGUAUAUGUUACGGAUUAUUCACAGCGUUUACAGUAUAUGUCACAGGUUCUUCACAGCAUUUACAGUAUAUGUCACGGGUUCUUCACAGCGUUUACAGUAUAUGUCACAGGUUCUUCACAGCAUUUACAGUAUAUGUCACGGGUUCUUCACAGCAUUUACAGUAUAUGUCACGGGUUCUUCACAGCGUUUACAGUAUAUGUCACGGGUUCUUCACAGCGUUUACAGUAUAUGUCACGGGUUCUUCACAGCGUUUACAGUAUAUGUCACAGGUGCUUCACAGCGUUUACAGUAUAUGUCACGGGUUCUUCAUAGCGUUUACAGUAUAUGUCACGGGUUCUUCACAGCGUUUACAGUAUAUGUCACAGGUUCUUCACAGCGUUUACAGUAUAUGUCACGGGUUCUUCACAGCGUUUACAGUAUAUGUCAUAGGUUCUUCACAGCGUUUACAGUAUAUAUCACGGGUGCUUCACAGCGUUUACAGUAUAUGUCACAGGUUCUUCACAGCAUUUACAGUAUAUGUCACAGGUUCUUCAUAGCGUUUACAGUAUAUGUCACAGGUUCUUCACAGCGUUUACAGUAUAUGUCACGGGUGCUUCACAGCGUUUACAGUAUAUGUCACGGGUGCUUCACAGCGUUUACAGUAUAUGUCACGGGUUCUUCUCAGCGUUUACAGUAUAUGUCACAGGUUCUGCACAGCGUUUACAGUAUAUGUCACAGGUUCUGCACAGCGUUUACAGUAUAUGUCACGGGUUCUUCACAGCGUUUACAGUAUAUGUCACGGGUUCUUCACAGCGUUUACAGUAUAUGUCACGGGUUCUUCACAGCGUUUACAGUAUAUGUCACAGGUUCUGCACAGCGUUUACAGUAUAUGUCACAGGUUCUUCACAGCGUUUACAGUAUAUGUCACAGGUUCUUCACAGCGUUUACAGUAUAUGUCACGGGUUCUUCACAGCGUUUACAGUAUAUGUCACGGGUUCUUCACAGCGUUUACAGUAUAUGUCACGGGUUCUUCACAGCGUUUACAGUAUAUGUCACAGGUUCUUCACAGCGUUUACAGUAUAUGUCAAGGGUUCUUCACAGCGUUUACAGUAUAUGUCACGGGUUCUUCACAGCGUUUACAGUAUAUGUCACGGGUUCUUCACAGCGUUUACAGUAUAUGUCACGGGUUCUUCACAGCGUUUACAGUAUAUGUCACAGGUUCUUCACAGCGUUUACAGUAUAUGUCACGGGUUCUUCACAGCGUUUACAGUAUAUGUCACAGGUUCUUCACAGCGUUUACAGUAUAUGUCACGGGUUUUUCACAGCAUUUACAGUAUAUGUCACAGGUUUUUCACAGCGUUUACAGUAUAUGUCACGGGUACUUCACAGCGUUUACAGUAUAUGUCACAGGUUCUUCACAGCGUUUACAGUAUAUGUCACGGGUUCUUCACAGCGUUUACAGUAUAUGUCACAGGUUCUUCACAGCGUUUACAGUAUAUGUCACGGGUUUUCACAGCGUUUACAGUAUAUGUUACGGAUUCUUCACAGCGUUUACAGUAUAUGUCACAGGUUCUUCACAGCGUUUACAGUAUAUGUCACGGGUUUUCACAGCGUUUACAGUAUAUGUUACGGAUUCUUCACAGCGUUUACAGUAUAUGUCACAGGUUCUUCACAGCAUUUACAGUAUAUGUCACGGGUUCUUCACAGCGUUUACAGUAUAUGUCACAGGUUCUUCACAGCAUUUACAGUAUAUGUCACGGGUUCUUCACAGCAUUUACAGUAUAUGUCACGGGUUCUUCACAGCGUUUACAGUAUAUGUCACGGGUUCUUCACAGCGUUUACAGUAUAUGUCACGGGUUCUUCACAGCGUUUACAGUAUAUGUCACAGGUGCUUCACAGCGUUUACAGUAUAUGUCACGGGUUCUUCAUAGCGUUUACAGUAUAUGUCAUGGGUUCUUCACAGCGUUUACAGUAUAUGUCACAGGUUCUUCACAGCGUUUACAGUAUAUGUCACGGGUUCUUCACAGCGUUUACAGUAUAUGUCAUAGGUUCUUCACAGCGUUUACAGUAUAUAUCACGGGUGCUUCACAGCGUUUACAGUAUAUGUCACAGGUUCUUCACAGCGUUUACAGUAUAUGUCACAGGUUCUUCACAGCGUUUACAGUAUAUGUCACGGGUGCUUCACAGCGUUUACAGUAUAUGUCACGGGUGCUUCACAGCGUUUACAGUAUAUGUCACGGGUUCUUCUCAGCGUUUACAGUAUAUGUCACAGGUUCUGCACAGCGUUUACAGUAUAUGUCACAGGUUCUGCACAGCGUUUACAGUAUAUGUCACGGGUUCUUCACAGCGUUUACAGUAUAUGUCACGGGUUCUUCACAGCGUUUACAGUAUAUGUCACAGGUUCUGCACAGCGUUUACAGUAUAUGUCACAGGUUCUGCACAGCGUUUACAGUAUAUGUCACAGGUUCUUCACAGCGUUUACAGUAUAUGUCACAGGUUCUUCACAGCGUUUACAGUAUAUGUCACAGGUUCUUCACAGCGUUUACAGUAUAUGUCACAGGUUCUUCACAGCGUUUACAGUAUAUGUCACAGGUUCUUCACAGCGUUUACAGUAUAUGUCACAGGUUCUUCACAGCGUUUACAGUAUAUGUCACGGGUUCUUCACAGCGUUUAUGUCCUGACUGAUAUACUGUAAUAGGGUCCAAAUGGUGGUUUAUCAACAGUCCAAAUGGUGGUUUAUCAGCAGUCCAAAUGGUGGUUUAUCAGCAGUCCAAAUGGUGGUUUAUCAACAGUCCAAAUGGUGGUUUAUCAACAGUCCAAAUGGUGGUUUAUCAACAGUCCAAAUGGUGGUUUAUCAACAGUCCAAAUGGUGGUUUAUCAACAGUCCAAAUGGUGGUUUAUCAACAGUCCAAAUGGUGGUUUAUCAGCAGUCCAAAUGGUGGUUUAUCAGCAGUCCAAAUGGUGGUUUAUCAACAGUCCAAAUGGUGGUUUAUCAACAGUCCAAAUGGUGGUUUAUCAACAGUCCAAAUGGUGGUUUAUCAACAGUCCAAAUGGUGGUUUAUCAACAGUCCAAAUGGUGGUUUAUCAACAGUCCAAAUGGUGGUUUAUCAGCAGUCCAAAUGGUGGUUUAUCAGCAGUCCAAAUGGUGGUUUAUCAACAGUCCAAAUGGUGGUUUAUCAACAGUCCAAAUGGUGGUUUAUCAACAGUCCAAAUGGUGGUUUAUCAACAGUCCAAAUGGUGGUUUAUCAACAGUCCAAAUGGUGGUUUAUCAACAGUCCAAAUGGUGGUUUAUCAACAGUCCCUUGCUGGCC